AUGGAACGUAAAAUUAAGUCAACCAUGUUCAUUAAAAUUUCUGUAUUAAUCAUCUUAAAUUUGAUAUAUCAUUUUAACAUGGAUGAGAGAGUAUUUAAUAUAUCUGGGGAUGAAAGUUACGAACUUGAUAGAAGAUUAGAUACAAAAAAUUAUAGAAUACUAGCAAAAUGUAUACAGAACAGGGAUUCAUAUACUUUAGGGUUAAAAAAGUAUAUGCCAAAAAAUACAGAAUACGAAAAAAAAGAUAUAUCUAAAAAUGAGAAACUGGACGAAAAAAAAAACAAACAAUUAAAUAGAAGUUUAUUAAAUAAGGCACAAUAUUAUACAGAAGUUACAGAUUAUAAUAAAGGAAUGUUUGAUGGAAAACAUUUCCAUUUUGAAAAAAAAUGGAUUAAAAAAAAAGAUUAUGACAAUUUUCUUGAAAGAAACAGGAGAAUUUGUGAUAUAUCUUUAAAUAAAAUAAAAUUUAGAAAAUAUAGAAUUGGAGUUGCUCUAUUUUUACUUUUUUUCUUUUUGGGAAUAGGAUUAUCCGUAUUACCAGGAUUACCAUUUAUGGAAACUGUAGGUGAAUGGAUGAAAGGAAAUAUAUUAUUUAAAAGUUUGUAUAGUGCUCUAGAUAACUUGAAAAAUGGAGAAAAUUUCUAUAUUUAUAUAGGAUUAUUUAGUAUAAUUAUCAUAAAAUUAUCGGUAAUAGUUAUAAUAGUGAUUUAUAAGAUUUUAAGGAAUAAUGAAAAAUAUAAUAGAAUUAAGUUAAUGAUGGAGUAA
Molecule: messenger RNA, 765 nt
Organism: Plasmodium malariae
Lineage: Eukaryota; Apicomplexa; Aconoidasida; Haemosporida; Plasmodiidae
Product: fam-m protein
Exons: 2
Coding region: 1-765 (254 amino acids)
Source: RefSeq, a predicted model, not a curated record